AAUUAAAAAUAAAAUUUUCUGUUUAAUAUGUGGAGACAUAUCAAAUGGAAGACAUUUUACAUUACAAACAUGUGAAUCGUGUAAAAUAUUUUUUAAGAGACAUAUCAGUGAUGAUAUUACUAAUAAAUCGCAAUUAAUGUGUGCAUCCAAUGGAAAUUGUAUUAUAAAUGUUUCGACAAGAAAAUCGUGUACUAAAUGCCGAUUAAACAAAUGUUAUUUAAUGGGUAUGAAACAGCAAUUGGUUUACAAAAGGAUAAAAUUGAAUGUUAAUAAUAAUAAUAAUAAUAAUAUUACUGAUUUGGAUAUUAAUUCAAAUGAAUCGAUAGUCAGUGAUGACGAUUGGUAUGAGUUUACCAAAUGGUUGGACAACAACAACAAUAGCCUGAAUAGGGAGACAAAGUCGGAUCAAAUUGAAAAAGAUAGUCAUGUAUUCAUCAAUACUGUACGCAUACCUCAGCCGAUGGUUGACUUUCAGGGUCUGAAUCAGUUACAAAUCAAUCGCAUAGACGAGUUGUUAGCCGCUUCCCGUGUAUUACAACAUAGGGUCAGCAAAAACAUUAUCCAUUUGAAUAGCAAACAAAAUAUCUUGAGAUUAACUCAACACCGAAAUGAACAGGGAGUUCGUGAGCUCAUGUAUUCCAUCAAACAAUUGCACACAUAUAGCCAACUGUGCGCCAAUGAUCAAUGGUCACUGGUCAAACACGGAUCACUGGAUCAAAUGUUAAUCAAGAUGCUCUACUAUUUUGAUACUAAUGUCAACAAUUUUAUCUUUUAUAUUGAUACUAACAUAUCGCUGAUGAUUGAUUUGGAUGACAACUACUGGUCAACUACACGACAUCGUAUUGAUAGUCCAGUAACUAAAAUGUAUAUCAAAUUUAUAACCAAUUUGUUGACCCAAUGUCGAUGUGAUCCGGUUAUCAUUGUAUUGCUGUCGGCUAUAGCAUUGUUUAACCCUAACCUACCUGAUCUCAAGUACAGGGAUGUAAUCAAACUUGAACAACAAUUAUACAUAUAUUUAAUGCAACAAUAUUUGCAAUGGAAAUACCGGUCCGAUUAUGACUGGAAACACCGAUUGCAGACCAUAAUGACAUCACUGAUCGAUUUGCAGACAUUCAGUAACAUACAUAAGCGCGUUGAACAUAACGACUAUCAACAAUAUAAGUCAUAUUAUGGACCAUUAAUUAGAGAAGUUUAUAAUUUUUAA
This is a messenger RNA of Oppia nitens, 1204 nucleotides long. RefSeq names its product nuclear hormone receptor HR96-like. Gene Ontology annotation, molecular function: nuclear receptor activity; RNA polymerase II cis-regulatory region sequence-specific DNA binding; zinc ion binding. The transcript has 7 exons. The record is from RefSeq and is a predicted model, not a curated record. Gene Ontology annotation, biological process: negative regulation of transcription by RNA polymerase II; positive regulation of transcription by RNA polymerase II; cell differentiation. Lineage: Eukaryota; Metazoa; Arthropoda; Arachnida; Sarcoptiformes; Oppiidae. Bases 137 to 1204 code for a protein of 355 amino acids.